AUGUUGGAAAAUCAAAUGUUGUAAUUUUUGAAUUCAGACUUUUAACAAUUUACAUAAUAAGACAAGUAGGAUAAGCAAGAUGAGAAUACAGAGACUGAAGUUCCAAACAACUCCCAAAGACAAAUGAGAGUUAAGAGUUUUGAGGAAAAGCCUGCCAACAAACCAUUGAAUCUAAUAUUUUAAAUGUUGCUGCAGAAGAAAACAUAAAAAAGAUAAUAAAUCAAGGUUGAUCCAAAGUCAAUCCCUCUGUCUAUCAAUCUCUCUGUUUAGGUGUAAGAAUUACCAAUUAUUCGUAAAAUCAUGGAAAAGAAUGAAUGGAAAAAGGCUCAUAAUUUUGAUGGAGAUAUAUUAUGGUGUGGUCCUGAUAAUGUACAACAGGCCAAACAAUUUACUUACGAUUUCGCAAUGGUCUUUAUGAAUUAAUGCAUCAGUAGAAUUCCUGGAGCUAAACUUAUCUCUACAAAAAAGGAGACAACGUCAAUCAUGGACAAAAUGAGAUAAUAUUUUCCGUCUAUUUAUAAUUUUUAUCCAAAAACAUACACCAUGCCUGAGGAUUUACAUGAAUUCAUCGAGGAUUUUGAAAAAAAGGAUGGCAUCUCCUACAUUGCCAAGCCUGACAAAGGAACUCAGGGUCAAGGCAUAUUCAUAGUCAGUUAGAUAGAAGAUUUUAAUGGAAUUGCCAUAAUUAGGAACUAUAUUAUAUAAGAGUAUAUAAGCAAUCCCCUACUUUUGGAUGACAAGAAAUUCGAUUUUCGACUGUAUGUGUUGAUUACCUCACUGAAACCCUUAAUCGCCUACAUAAACGAAGAAGGCUUAGCGAGAUUGUGCACUGAAAAUUAUUAGGACAUCACAUCAAGUAAUCUCUCAAAUGUUUAUAUGCAUCUAACAAAUUAUUCUUUAAAUAAAAAUAGUCAAAAUUUCAUUAUUCAUCCUCCAGAUUUCCAAAAAAUAAAUCUUGGAACUAAAAGAACUUAUACAUCAGCCAAAAAAACAUUGAUGAAGAUGGGCAUUGAUGUCCCUAAGUUAAAAUUGAGAAUUGAACAAACCAUCGUAAGAUUCUUAUAUGGAAUUGCUCCCUUCUUAUUAAAUUCGACUCGAGAAAUCUAUCAAGACAAGUGGGAAAAGGCCAAUUGUUUCCAUGUCAUUGGCUUUGAUAUUCUAAUUGACAGAGAUCUAAAACCAUGGAUUAUUGAGAUUAAUGCCAAUCCCAGUUUAGAGAUUACUCAAGUAGUAUAAAAUUCAAAUGGAAGCAAAAGAGUGGAGACCAGCUCAUUGGAUGCCUAUGUUAAAACUAAGGUCAUUGAAGAUGCAUUUAUUAUUGCAGUUAAAACACCAUAAGAACAGAUUGAGUAAAUUGGUAAGGGGAAGUAUUGCAACAGUUAUAAGAUGAUUAUUGAUGGAUAGCCACCAAUUGAGAAUUUAGAUUUGUUCUAUAAAUUGGUUGAUCUUUUCAGCAACCUUUGCGGCUUGAGAUAUGGCAACUUGAAUUAAAUGAGAUUUUGCAGAUUAGCUAACAAUCCUCAAUUAGUUAAUGAUUUACUAAUCAAAUCAGAUUAUGAUUUGAUUUACAAAAAGAUUUAGUUAAAAUCAUUAUAGCCAGAUUUAAGUUUCUUGGGUUUCUUGGAAGCCAUAGAAUCCAUCUCAGAGAAGCUUUUAAAACGAAAGGCCUCUAAUUAUACAUUGUAAAAGGCAGUGACCUAUGUUGUAAAUACGGCUUUAAAGGCCCCUUAAUAAUAGCAAAGACCUUUGACUGCGAAAAGAUGA
This is a messenger RNA of Paramecium tetraurelia, 1764 nucleotides long. RefSeq lists its product as uncharacterized. Gene Ontology annotation, molecular function: tubulin-glutamic acid ligase activity; tubulin binding. The transcript is spliced from 7 exons. Gene Ontology annotation, biological process: protein polyglutamylation; microtubule cytoskeleton organization. The record is from RefSeq and is a predicted model, not a curated record. Gene Ontology annotation, cellular component: cilium. Lineage: Eukaryota; Ciliophora; Oligohymenophorea; Peniculida; Parameciidae.